This is a messenger RNA of Letharia columbiana, 849 nucleotides long. RefSeq lists its product as uncharacterized. NCBI's taxonomy places the organism in Eukaryota, Fungi, Ascomycota, Lecanoromycetes, Lecanorales, Parmeliaceae. The record is from RefSeq and is a predicted model, not a curated record. The transcript has 2 exons. The coding region runs from base 1 to 849 and encodes 282 amino acids.
AUGCUCCAGCAGAAUGCUGUUUCAGAGGCGAGGGAAUUGCGGGAGAAAAUGACGACAGCUGAGCAAGAACUGGAAGUCUGUAGGGACGAUUUGUUCAGACUGCAGCCCGUAUGUCGGAUAUCUGACGGGAGCAUCAUCGGCGCCUUUGAGUCGCUCAGCGAACAGCUCAUCAACUGGAUCGACAGCGAGACCCCCGCUUUCGAAAAGGCCAACCCAGACGCCCAUGAAUCUUUCCUUAUCUCCGGCAGGCAAAAACUCAGACGUCGCAAGUUUCUUACAAAUGCUUCCAUCAGCCGGCGAAUACCUGUGCAGACACAAGAUCAAUCGCUACUUGUGAGAACAUCACGGGAUGGCGGUUUCAAGCCACCAAGUAGUUUGAGAGCACGCCUCCCAGACCCUCUCGCCAUUGUGCUGUGUCUAAUUAUAUCAGAUUCCCAGACGGUCUAUAUCUGGCGCACGGAGACUCUGAGCGCUCUUGCGACGACUCAAGAAUGCACAGACCUUAAAGAAGUACAGAUUAUUCAAUGCACGCCAGCCCUUUUCGAGAACCUGUCGGUAUCCUUCCCUGAUUUCCUCGGACGAGAAGAGGUCCUGAACAGAAUCCACGACCGAGUCACAGUGCCAGCAGCGAUCAUCGUCUCAGAGCUCCAUGGAUCAGCUUUAGUGUAUAGACUCGACAUCCAGCGUUUCACCAAAGACGACCUUGAGACAGUCAUUGUGAUCGAUGUGGAGACAGAAAAGACUCUGAGGCCUGGUAGCGCGAUUGUCUCGGAUAGAGGCACAGUCAUUGGAGAUUUUGUCUUGUCUCUGGAGCCAAGUCUUCAUCGUGUGAGUGAGGUGGGGGGGUGA